Blepharisma stoltei is the source of this 252-nucleotide messenger RNA. NCBI's taxonomy places the organism in Eukaryota, Ciliophora, Heterotrichea, Heterotrichida, Blepharismidae. The record is from the annotation of a GenBank genome assembly.
AUGUUUUUAUUUCAUAAUAAUUCCUUAUUUGAUUCUUUUGAUUAUUGGCUGGAGCAUAACAGUCAUAUCUUCUAUAAAGCAACUUCUCAAUUUCCAUCCUCAAGCCUUGAAGCUAAACGAAUCUUUAUAUGCUGAAUAUUGUAUUCCUCAUUCCUAUCUGGGAUGAUCAGAAUUUUCUUUUCAGAAACAGCAUGGCGAACUUUACGAAAAGCAUUGAGGAUUGAUAGGAGCUAUAGCACAAGAAAUAAUUAA